GCUGACGUGACAGUUGGUUUGUUUGAUUAGGCUCUCUCUUCUCUCGCUAGGCAAUCUUCUAUUAUUGCUUGCAAAAUAAAUAAGAACUAAGUGAAAUUUAAUUAUAUAUACAUAUAUUUUAUAACAAUAAAGCGUGUGAGUGUUGCCUGCAUGCAAGUUCUACGGUGCGGCGCAGGUGGUGCGGCUAGAGUGUGACGACUCGCAAUUUGGAUUUGGAGCACGCAGGCUGUUUGGUGAAAUUUGUUGUUGUUGUUGGAGCUGCAGCCCCUGCCCCUACACACAGCUAGCAACGCACACAUACACAUAUUUAUAUAUAUACAGACACAAACCGACUUACACACAUACAAAAUGCUGUGUAUACGAUUUUAGCAGUGAAUUGAACAGACGGCAGGAAUAUAUUUAAACUAUUGUAAACAAAAGAAUAAGUGCCAACAAAAUUUAUACAAUAUCGGCGCCGAAAAUUAUUCACAGCUGGUGAAUGCAAAGUUUCCAGUUGGCAGUUGAAUAGCAGCACGAGCAAUGGCAACAAGUCGAAGCGAAGACGAACAGCAGGAUGUCGCAGCCUCUCAGCAGCUGCUCCGGGAGCGUUUAUUGAACGGCAGUCACGAGGCUAAGUCAAAUGGAAAAGCAGCCUCAUCAAUUAGCACCAACUAUCAUAGCUCUGGCACGUUUAUGAAAUUAAAAACCUAUUUGCUCGCCUUGCGUCCUUGGUCACUGUCAGCCAGUUUAGUGCCCACGCUGCUCGGGUCCGCCUUGGCAUAUCGGUCGCAAUGGUCGGAUGACUUUUCCAUGCUCACAUUUUUCUUAACCGCCUUCACUGUCGUCACGGUGCACUGCGCCGGCAAUGUGGUCAAUACUUACUUUGAUUACAUCAAAGGUAUCGAUAAACAAAAGGCUGACGAUCGCACUCUGGUCGAUCAUAUACUCACCAAGGAUGAGGUAGUUUCAUUGGGUGCUAUUUUGUAUUUGGCGGGAUGUGGAGGCUUUGUGCUGCUCGCCGUGCUGAGUCCAGCUAAAAUGGAACACUUGGCACUUAUCUACUUUGGCGGCCUAUCGUCGAGUUUCCUCUAUACGGGCGGCAUUGGUUUCAAAUACAUUGCACUCGGGGAUCUUGUCAUCUUAAUACUGUUCGGGCCAACAUCGGUGCUAUUUGCGUUCAUGGCGCAAACGGGUCACGUGGACUGGACAACAAUGGGCUAUGCCAUACCGCUAGCUCUCAAUACAGAGGCCAUAUUGCAUAGCAAUAAUACACGAGAUGCGGAAAGUGAUGGCAAAGCCGGCAUUGUGACGCUGGCCAUACUCAUUGGACGGACUGCCUCCCAUGUUCUCUAUGCCAUGCUGCUCUUCACACCCUAUUCGCUUUUCUUCAUUUUUGGACUGAAGUACUCUCUGUGGUUCCUGUUACCGUUAAUAACGCUCCCACAAGCAUUUCAAAUCGAGAAACGUUUUCGCAACGAGCAAACGAUGGCUGCGGUGCCACGGCAGACGGCAAAACUCAACUUCUUCUUUGGCAUACUCUAUAUAGUCGCCUGCUGCUGUGCCCAGCAGCUCCCAACUUUUGUGUGGCGCAAAAACUGAGACUAGGAGAUGAAAGCAACGAUAUCUAUAUAUAUAUAAAAAAAAAAGAACUCAAACAGAAAUAACUGCUGCAACAUUUUUAGGGAAUUUCAUUAGUUGUUUAAUUUGAUUUUAGCGAAUGUGUGUAUGCAUAUAAAUUGUAUUUGUAUAUUGUCUCAAAUUUCUAUGUUGCACAAAUGUUGAAUGCUUUUUGCUAGUCUUCUAGUCUCUAAUCCUAAUCCUAAUCCUAAUUCUAUUUCUAGAACUGAACAUAUCCCCCCACACGAAAUAGCUCAGCAGCCUGUGCUGCAGCUGCGAAUCACUUUAUUUAUUUCACUUCAACUGAAUCGUAAAUUUAUAGUUUAUACAUAUAUAUACUGUGUACUCUUCUUCUCGCGCGUUGAAAUCAUGGACCAAGAUCAUGUGUGCAACAAUUAAUGAAAUCAUCUUAGAUAUAUAUAUAUACAUGCAUACAUAUAUACAUAAAUGUAUAAGAUGAAGUUAAUGUUACUUUAUAGAAAUGCUUAAAAUAUGCAAAUAAGUUAACGCUGGCUUUGCUUUUAUGUGACAAUUGUUAGCGUUUUUUACACACAUACGUACAUAAAAACAUACAUAUAUACACCAUAUAUAUAUAUAUAUAUAUAUAUCUAAUUAGAUCAUGUAAGCCCAGUGUCUAGCAGCAGGCUCAAGAGUGAGAAUAUAUCAACACACAAAUUUCAAAUUUUAAAAUAAAAAAAAAAAAAAAUACAAAAUAAAUAUAUGUACAUAUAUAUAACAAAAUGCCGAUCGAAAGAUUUCGAGCAACAAUUGUUUUCCAAGCAUAAAUCACAAAAACCUAAACAAAUAGCUUUAAAUAACAAUAACAAACAAAACAAAAAUUUAUGCAAUUCGUG
Drosophila mojavensis is the source of this 2450-nucleotide messenger RNA. RefSeq names its product ubiA prenyltransferase domain-containing protein 1 homolog (gene heix). The transcript has 2 exons. NCBI's taxonomy places the organism in Eukaryota, Metazoa, Arthropoda, Insecta, Diptera, Drosophilidae. Gene Ontology annotation, molecular function: prenyltransferase activity. Bases 520 to 1578 code for a protein of 352 amino acids. The record is from RefSeq and is a predicted model, not a curated record. Gene Ontology annotation, cellular component: Golgi membrane; endoplasmic reticulum. Gene Ontology annotation, biological process: vitamin K biosynthetic process; menaquinone biosynthetic process.